Messenger RNA from Physella acuta, 1822 nucleotides. RefSeq names its product putative leucine-rich repeat-containing protein DDB_G0290503. The record is from RefSeq and is a predicted model, not a curated record. Lineage: Eukaryota; Metazoa; Mollusca; Gastropoda; Physidae. Gene Ontology annotation, molecular function: protein binding.
AUGCGACCCAGGAUUCAAGUUAACCUUGUUGUAUGGCAAAAGAAAUAUUUGGAAGAACAGAUACAAGUUCUGGAACCUGUCUUGGAAGUUAUGAAAAACGCUGUAGAAAAAAGUCAAACUUGGAUAGAAGAUAAAAUUGACAACCCGCCUCUCACGUACAGUGAACUUUCCCAGGAACUAGAGGCAGCUAUAUUGAUUUUGUUGAAUGCGUCAUCAUCUAUCAUAAAUGAAAAUAAAGACUACCUAGAUGUCAAAGAAAAUACGCCAUCAUUAUUUCAGUCUACACCACAUCCUAUAGCAGCAGAAAAACGUGACCAUAGUAAAUCAAAACAUCAAGUCACUAAACACGUUCAAUCAACAGCGGAAAUGUUGAGUCGGCUUGAGCAGAUAGAGACAGCCAUAUCUUCUCUACAAGACGUCAGUCGACUUGAGCAGAUAGAGACAGCCUUAUCUUCUCUACAAGAUGCCAAUGACAAGUCUACAGAUGACAUAUCAGAAAUAAAACAAUGGAGAAACAACUUUGUAACAGAAAAGAGUGACAUAGGGGUAAACAUUGAACAACUGACUAAAAAACAAAAACAGAAUUUUAAAAACCUCAGAAAACAAAUGAGUGAAAAAGAUAACAAAGUAAAGGAGCUAAAAAAAGAAAUUGAACGUUUAAAAGAAAAAGACAUCAAAUCAAACAAAACACUAGAGAAACUUUCUCUAGAUAUGAAAGGAUAUGAAAACAAAUUACACAAAAUAAAUAAAGAAAUGCAAGCUGAUACAGAUGUAAGAGACGGUAUGAAAGAAGAAAUUAAAAGACAUUAUGAUUUAAUUGUUUCUUUACGAGAUGAAAAUAAUAAAAUCUUUGUCAAAACAUCAACCCAAUUAGAAAAGUUGCAAUUAAAGCACAGUGUUGUGCAUAAACUUCUACAACAAAGAUUGAUGCCGAUUGACAAAUUGAUUCAAAUCUUUAACCAGUACCAGGAAACUAGGGAAGAAAGAAUAAAUAAGCUGGGUGAACUUGAAAAUACUUGUUCAAAAUUGUCUAGCAGUUUUCAUCUCAUUGAGUCACGUGUAUGUAACAGAUAUGCUUGUCAUGUAAAGUUUGAUAAUCCAACACUUGUCAAUUAUGGGUCAAUUAUUUCAACUUUUGGUGAAGUGCGUGAAUAUAAUGGUCAACAUUUUAAUCAAACCACAGGAAAAUUUGUGUCACCGCAUGAUGGUUUAUAUCUUGUCUGUGUCACUCUACAUAAGUGUGGAAAUAAACAUAUUAAUGUUACUGUGAUGGUUGGAGGCAGGUGUCGUACUGAUAUAGAAGUAAAAUGUGCCGACACUAGCGCUGCUGGGUCAGUGGUUGUUGACAUGAAGAAAGGUCAAGAACUUUAUUUGCAAGUGUUUUCAGAUCAACAUGCAACGUUAUCCUUCUUCAGUAGUUUUACUAUCGUUAGUUUAUAGAAGUAAAACACAAAACAUGGUUGAUGGUAAAUUCUCAAAAAAUAAAAUAUGCAAACACCAUGUUAUACACACACUAACAACUUACUAUGUAUGUAAACUACAUGUCUAGAAAAUUUGAGUGGUUUAUAUGUAAUUUGUUUAGUCAUCAUUUGGGGGUUCUAGCUUAUUCAAUGUGCUCACUAAUAAUUUGUUAUACUUCAUGACACUGAGCUCUAACUCUAACUCUAUAAACUAUAAGUUAGCUAUGUUUAUAUAUAUAUUUGUAUACUUCACUGUAUGUGAGACUUGGUGUAAAAUCAAAAUCAUAUAAUUUAAUUUUUGAAUGUUUAUUGUGUUAAAAAUAAACGUAUAUCUGGAACUACAUGAUUAUAAACUAUAUAAA